Molecule: messenger RNA, 528 nt
Organism: Daphnia magna
Lineage: Eukaryota; Metazoa; Arthropoda; Branchiopoda; Diplostraca; Daphniidae
Exons: 2
Coding region: 12-452 (146 amino acids)
Source: RefSeq, a predicted model, not a curated record
GUUAAGUUACAAUGACCAGUAUUACAAGGGAUUCUUCUUGCAAUUUAUUAGAGAACAUGGAAGAGACUCAUAUAGAUUUAGCUCUAGAGAAAAUCUCACCCUUCUGCUCGCUCAACCUGCCACCUGAUGAAGAACAACAAAGCAUGUUGUAUGAUUCUGAAAUGUUCUGUGAUGACGACUUUCGUAGUGUCGAAACCUGUUCAACAACGCCGGAAAGUGAAGCCAGUUUGCUUGUACAAGAAGACACAUUUGAAGUGUGCAUCACAAAAAUGUCAGGCACACAUUUAAUGGAAAUUUUUUGUGAGGAACAUCGCGAAGAAAUGAUAUGUUAUUUAGCAAUGGAGUACGCAAAGAUUCGGCAUCACUUUGAACAAAAGCGAUUGAACAACCUUCUAUUGUCAAAGUCUAAGGCUAAAGUAAAAUCGAAGUCAAAGGAAGCCAAAAAUGCAUAAGUUGUUUUAUCACAUGCGUUUGAAGAAAACAUGGAAAAACUGUUGAUUUACUUUGAAUACAUUUUUGAAUUGAAAA